Lodderomyces theae is the source of this 1275-nucleotide messenger RNA. RefSeq names its product Cdr3p (gene CDR3). The record is from RefSeq and is a predicted model, not a curated record. Gene Ontology annotation, cellular component: membrane. Lineage: Eukaryota; Fungi; Ascomycota; Pichiomycetes; Serinales; Debaryomycetaceae. The annotation marks the transcript as partial. Gene Ontology annotation, molecular function: ABC-type transporter activity. The transcript has 2 exons.
AAGUUGAUGAGGAAAUUGGCCGACCACGGACAAGCCAUCUUGUGUACCAUCCAUCAGCCAUCUGCCCUCUUGAUGCAAGAGUUUGAUCGUUUGUUGUUUUUGCAAAAGGGGGGACAAACUGUAUACUUUGGUGAUUUGGGUGAAAACUUUGAAACCUUGAUUAACUACUUUGAAAAGAAUGAUGCCGAUCCAUGUCCUGCUGACGCCAAUCCUGCUGAGUGGAUGUUGCAAGUUGUUGGAGCUGCUCCCGGAUCUCACGCUAAGCACAACUACUUUGAAGUUUGGAGAAACUCUGAGGAGUACCAGAAUGUUCGAAAGGAGAUUGCCAAUAUGGAAGCUGAGUUGUCCAAGUUGCCCAGAGAUGAAGACCCAGAGGCAAAGUACACGUAUGCGGCACCUGUUUGGAAGCAAUACUUGAUUGUCAGUUGGAGAACUAUAGUACAGAAAUGGAGAUUACCAGGAUAUGUCUACGCAAAGGUCUUUUUGGUUGUCACUUCGGCCCUUUUCAAUGGCUUUUCCUUUUUCAAAGCCGACAAGUCCUUACAGGGCCUACAGAACCAAAUGUUUUCAAUGUUUAUGUUUUACUCAGUUUUUGCCACGAUGGUGCAUCAGUUACUUCCUCAAUAUAUUGCUCAGCGAGAUGUCUACGAAGUUAGAGAAGCGCCUUCACGAACGUUUAAUUGGUUCACUUUCAUUACUGCACAGUUCACCUCAGAGAUACCGUACCAAAUAUUUGUUGGAACUCUAGGCUUUUUCUGUUGGUAUUAUCCUGUUGGUUUCUACGCUAAUGCUGAGCCUACACAUGCAGUUGAUCAAAGAGGUGUUCUUAUGUGGCUUUUCAUUAUUUGUUUUUUUGUGUACACCAGUUUUAUGGGACUUUUAUGUAUCUCAUUCAUUGAACUUGAAGAUAAUGCCGCCAAUCUUAGUGUUAUCUUGUUCACAAUGUGCAUGACCUUUUGCGGUGUGCUUAAGACGGGAGAGCAACUACCAAGAUUCUGGAUUUUCAUGUACCGUGCAAACCCGGUAACGUAUUUCAUCCAGGGUAUGUUGGCUACAGGGUUGGCGAAUACCGCAGUUCAAUGUGGCAGGACGGAAUUAUUGGCAAUCAUUCCCCCAAAUGAUCAUGACACAAAACAAAUGACAAGUGAAGGUGGCACAAAGGGACUGGGCGUUCGUUGCAUUGCAGUUUGGUGCCGUGACGAGAGAUUAUUUAUAGAUGCUAUUAUUGAAACAAAGGAGAGCCUACUGCGCUGUACACAACCCUUCCCAGUCUAG